Molecule: messenger RNA, 7147 nt
Organism: Branchiostoma belcheri (Belcher's lancelet)
Lineage: Eukaryota; Metazoa; Chordata; Leptocardii; Amphioxiformes; Branchiostomatidae
Product: serine/threonine-protein kinase SIK3-like
Exons: 20
Coding region: 26-4168 (1380 amino acids)
Biological process (GO): microtubule cytoskeleton organization; protein phosphorylation; intracellular signal transduction
Cellular component (GO): cytoplasm
Molecular function (GO): tau-protein kinase activity; protein serine/threonine kinase activity; ATP binding
Source: RefSeq, a predicted model, not a curated record
GCGCGCCGAGACGCAGGAAAUCAAAAUGGCGGCUUGUCGUCAGCGCGGUGCUGCUGCUGGAGGCCCUCGCGGCCCCAACAAGCUGCAAGUCGGCUACUACGAGAUCGAGAGGACUAUCGGCAAAGGCAACUUCGCCGUGGUGAAGCUGGCCAGCCAUAUCAUCACCAAAACUAAGGUCGCUAUCAAAAUUAUAGACAAGACACAUCUGGAUGAAGAUAACUUGAAGAAAAUUUUUCGUGAGAUUGAGAUCAUGAAGCAAGUCAAGCACCCACACAUUAUUAGAUUAUACCAGGUUUAUGAGACAGAAAGAAUGAUAUAUUUGGUAACAGAGUACGCAAGUGGCGGAGAAAUAUUUGAUCACCUGGUGGCCCAUGGAUGGAUGGAAGAAAAGGAAGCCAGAAAAAAGUUUAAACAGAUUUUAACUGCUGUUCACUACUGCCACAAGAAUAACAUUGUACAUAGAGACCUGAAGGCAGAGAAUCUUCUCUUAGAUGCCAACCUAAAUAUCAAGCUAGCUGACUUUGGCUUUAGUAAUCACUUCACUCCAGGCCAUCCGUUAAAAACGUGGUGCGGCAGUCCUCCGUACGCGGCGCCCGAGCUGUUCGAGGGCAAGGAAUACAUGGGUCCUGAAGUGGACAUCUGGAGUCUAGGGGUGGUGUUGUACGUCUUAGUGUGUGGAGCCCUUCCAUUUGAUGGGAGCACGCUGCAGAAUCUCAGGGCAAGGGUGCUGGCCGGGAAAUUCCGCAUUCCUUUCUUCAUGUCAACAGAAUGUGAGAAACUAAUAAAGGGUAUGCUGGUUCUGGACCCUAAGAAGAGACUGACAGUCCAGCAGAUCUGUAAGCAUGAGUGGAUGGUGAUGGACGAGCCUGACCCGGAGUUUAAGAGACUAAUCCACAACUACAGUGACGAGGAGCCGGAGCCCAACAGCGAGUACAUCAGUGCACAGGUGCUGCAACACCUCAGUAACCUGAACAUCGACAGGGAACUGGUGCUUCAGUCGGUAAAGAACAAGCGUUAUGACGACCACAGUGCAAUCUACCACCUUCUGUACGACAAGUUCAAAAAGAACCCCAAACUGAUGCAGAAGGCAAGCCUGCUGACGGACCCCGCGCUCCUGACGCAGUACAACAACACGGCAAUGUCCCUGCCACAGCAGCUGUACGAGGACAGCAGCGUGGGACAGCUGACUGUGCCGGGAGCCAACCUCCCACACAUGCAGAUCAACAGCCACCAUCGACAGGUUGAUAUCGCAGGAGAGGGAGACCAGAUGGAGAGUGACACAGAAGAGCCGUCACCGGAGGCACUGGCCAGAUACCUGUCCAUGAGAAGACAUACCCUGGGUGUGGCAGAUCCAAGAACGGAGAUCCCUGCGGAGCUGGCUGCCAAACUGAAGCAGCCCAACCCCACGCUGCCUCAGCAGCAGCAGGCGUUCACCCACGUGAUUCCUAACGUCACGGUCGGCCAGACUGCCGUCCCCAACAUUCCUCAGGCCCUGGCACAACCCAACCAAACUGUCCACUAUAAGACUGCUGUACCAAACAUUCCGCAGGCUCUCAACCAAAUGGUUCAAUAUCAGGACCAGAACCUGUUGCAGCUGCCUGACAUCCGUGACAUGCCGAUGGGCAGGCGAGCGUCGGACGGAGGCGCCAACAUCCAGCUGCACGCGCAGGCCUUACUGACCCUGCGAAACAGCCAGGAAGCCUUCCCUGUGUCCCCCGGGCUUGUCCCACCUAAGAUUACCCCGAUGCCGAUGUUGCAGCAGACCAUCCCCAUGAUGCCUCACGAGGAGGACGACGAUGAGGAGCCAGAUCAAGAGGCAGUUAGAAGAUACCUGAUGAACCGUGGGAAGCGGCACACGCUGGCUGUCCCUGACGCUGUGCCCGUGGAGCUGCAGGACAAGCUGGCCCAGAGGCCGCUCAAGCCCCGCGGCGGUCUGCUGGCCCCGCCACACAGAUCCAGUGGCAGAGAUAGUUACAAGGACGUCCACUCGUUGCACCUCCCGAGUGAACGGUACUCCCCCGUGAGAAGAGCGUCGGACGGCGCGGCCAGUCUGCACGCGUUCAGGGCGCAUUUCGAGAAACUGUCCAGCCAGGGCAGCGUCAGUUCACAGAAAAGCAGCCUGAAACAGCUGCAACAGGAGUAUCAGCAGCUGCAGCAGCAGGUGGGCAAGAGUUCACGGCAGCAGCACCCGCAGAUCGCCCAGCUGCAGAACAGCCGUCCGUCCCCCCAGCCCUCCCCUCCCCUGUCUGCCUCCCCCACCCUACAGCAGCAGCAGCAGGCACAGGAAAUGCAUCCCAGCCAUCUGACUCAGCAUCUCCAGAGACUGAAUUUGCAGAGACAGUGCAACAGUCCUCCUGCCUUCCAGCACCUGCAGCAACAGAACAGAAACAGCCCCCCUCCCACCUUCCCCACCACUUCCCACGCCCUGCGCCAGGGCCUGACAGACUCUCCCACAAACCAGCUCCACACUAACCCCUUCAUGAAGACUGGUGCUGCCAGAUCCCCCAUGGACGCCCCCCAAGUGUACUUCCCCGAGUCCCCAAACCCCUUCACCAAGCGGGAAGGUGUCUCCAACUUCCCCCAGUUCACCCAGACCACGGGGGUCCCUCUCAGCUCACCCAGCGGCUACCGGCUCCAGAAGCCACCUGCGCUCCAGACGAAGCCAAUCCCAGAGAUAAUUUAUACAAGUGUAGACGAGGACGAGGAACCCCGGAAACAGGGCGAGGAGCUGGAAGCUUCGCUUCCCCACCGUCUAGCACCUUCUUUGAAGGAGCAAGGAUCACCACAGGACUCCCCUGUGCACCAGCUGGACUAUCAGGAGGCGUUUUCGCAGGCAGAGCAGCGGAAUGACAGCCACGGGCAGCUGGCCCAUGACAGCUACCUGUUGCAGGAACAGCAGAGAGUGGACAGCCAGGGCAGCUUUGACGGGUGUGAUGGGGAGCCCCCGCGCCCCAGCAGUGCUCCGUCUGUCACCGUACCGCAACAACAGCAGAUAUUCGACUUCACCCCGCAGCAGUUUGUUGGAAAUAACAGUUCCAUGAUGGACGGCACGUUCCCCCUCACUUUCUCUCCCUCAGUAAUGACGUCAACCGUGGACACAACAACCCAGCAGACUGCAGCUGGUUACCAGCAUGCGUUUCCCCAGGCGAUGGGGUUCGCAACAUUUCAGCCCAGCUACGCUCCGACGGUGCAAAAUGUGCAGAUGAACUUCCAACCCAUCCUGCAGAGGACUUGGCCAUUUCCGCAACCCGAGAUGCAAAACCCGCAGCGGCUGAAUUUCUAUGGACCAAAUCAGGGGGUGUUGUUAAACCAGUUAGGCCCUUCACCGAACGUUGCAGGGUUGAACGCCAUAUCUGCAUUAGUGGAUGAUUUGUCGGUUGGUAUGGGACGACAGCGACCACGGUCUGCCGUGACGUCAGAGACGCUCAGUAGGUUUCAAGUCCCUGGCAGUCCCUACAAUCCAACGAACUUGGCAAGCAUUCCGUCAAACUCAGAAAUGGAGGGUUACCUGUCAGAUGGUGCCGGUCACGACACGGGAAUGAUAUCUAAUACGAUACCGUAUACAAACGCUUCCUCUAUGGACAAUACGCCGCUGCGGCCCGCCAGGAACCACCGCAGACACCACACAGUACAGUCAGGUCAGGACGCUCGCCUCCAACAGAGCCAGAUGCUGCAGAGAGCACAAAACAACCACGGAACAAUAUUCACAGUCAACUCACAGAGCUCCUCUAGUAACCCUGGACUGAAUCACGGAGAGGCGACCAUGCACUCACAAACCUUGCUCGUGAAGACUCCCUCGGAUUUGGCAAACUUUGUGACCACGUCCCCCAGCGUGUCGACCAUGACUAGUAUGAACAUCCAGGGUGGUGGAGUGGGAGAGUCUCUACCUCAGAGUCACAAGAUCCCCCCCUCCGUCAAAAUGACGUCUGAGAAGAAUGUCGGGGAGAUUGUGCAGGAGGUGAAGAGGAUGCUGGACAAUAAGGGGCCAUCGGUGAUGUACACGCACCAGGACUGCCUGUUUGAGCUGGAGAAGGAAGGGGUGAGGAUGGAGAUGGUGGUGUGUCGGGUCAACUUGGGGCUGAACGGACUGUGUGUCAAGAGACUCGCAGGCGACACCCAGCAGUAUAAACAGUUAUGUCACGAGCUGCUGACGGGCAUCAACCUCUGAGUUGUGUAGUAGGACGGGAAAGAGCGGAGGCUGGUAGAACUUUUGUAUUACCAGACUAGAAUGUCAUAGUAACCAGCUAGGAAGCUUUUUUCCUCCGUCAGUACAAUGUAUUAUUGGAGAAAGUACUCAGCAUGUUUGACAGGGUUUGUUAGAUGUUGAUGGAUAUUUUUAAAGAGAAAAGUAGAAUGGAAGGAAAGGUAGACAGAGUGACAGUUGGGGAAUGCAGCGACCUUGAAUAAUGUUCAACGGUUUGUUGGGACCAUUCAAUGACAAGCAGAAGAGUUAAAAAGAGAAAUACGAAGAGAAAAGAUAACUCCCAAAUCUGUUGCCAAGAGAAAUCUUGUAAAAUGUACAGUGAGUGUAAAUUGUAAAUUUUCUGGUUUUGUAUGAUAUAUAUAGAGAGCCUGCUAAGUUUGCUGUGGGAAGUGAUGUGUAGGUAUCCAGCUAUAUUCUCAUCCCAUGUGACCGAAAGUUCUGUAUAGAAAUCUCAUAACUCACACAUAGAAGUAAGACAAGGAAAAAGAUUCAAACUGAUGUAACUCUAUAAGAAUUAUCCAGCUAACAAGAAGGCUUAACGAUAUUCACCAUGUAACAGUCCAGAUACUCUCACCACAGUGCCAUUGCAGACAAGUGCCUCAAACGAAAAAACCAAGUCAAUAAUAAAGACAAAAAACAUAAAGUAAGGGGGCAAGCUUUCUGUUACGCCAGAUUGGUCACUAGAUGUCAUUUAAAUACUUUUGAGUGGACCAGGAGCUGUCAGAUAGAUAUGAAAAUACACUGGGUAACUGUAAUGUAAUUAAUAAGGCUUUUGAAAUCUUUAAUUAAAUUAAUAUUGAUGUACAUUAAGCAGUUAGGUCCUUGGUGCGUGCCAGUGUGUGCUGCAGUGUACGUACAUUGAUGGCCAGUUUUGAUACAUGACAGCUGGUGCCCACAACUCAAGCAAUACCAUUGCACAUGUCAUAUUUCUCAGAUGAACCCAAGUUAUGAUAGAAGAGAUGGGUUCAUCUUGACUCUGUACUCCCCCCCCCUCCCCUCCAAAGCUGCUUAAAGAAACCAAUGUGAUGGGUGCUGUACUUUCUAUGUGUAGAUAGGGUUGUUGGGUCUUGUGGGAUAAGUGACUAUUGAGAUAACUAUUUUUGUGAUGCCUCAGUGUAGUGGUAAAAGAAACUAGCAUCGGGAAAAGGAAAACCUACCAUUGUAAGACUCUAUGUUGGUAAGUGCAGAAAUAACAAAUAUCAGUGUCAGUGUGUGUGGCACAGUACACCUAGAAGGUCUUCCCCUAGUUUUACAUUUGGGCCUUUCAGUUCAUUCAAAUUAUCAAUAUUUAAUAAAAAAAAAGAGGCUACUAGUUAGAGAUCCAGCCAACUUCCUUCACGUUAAAUUCAACGGUCAAUAGAAAUUUGCCAACAGUAACCAUUUGGCUACCAUCAAAAGUUAUACUAAUUAAGAAACAAAUUGGAUGAAAAAAGGGGAGGAUUGUUAACAUAGUUGUAUUGUGUCACCACAAUGUCUGAACUGAGUUUUGAGCCCUGUUCUUCAUAUCUCAAUGUUUAUUUGAAAUAUUAUGUGGACCAGACUGUCCUAUUCUUUUGUACAUUCUUGCAAAAUAGUGAACCCAUGUGUCUACCAGGACUGAGUACUUGUUGUGAGACAGGAUGCAACUGUUUUUUGUUGUUCCCGUUGGUUGUUUAUUUGGUUAUAACGGUUGGAAAAAUGUGUGCUCAGUGACUAUCGUGUAGUAGCCAUUCUCACAAUGAUGUUUCUUACAAGUUAUCGGUCGAGUGUAUCAGUUGUUGUAAGAUAACUUUCUAACAAGAACUAUUUGUCAGAAACCAGUUUACACAACGUAACGUAACACUAGAGCGGGAAGGAAACUAAGACAGAUGUGCAACAAUGUCACGAUUGUAAACAACAAGGUAUCAGACACAUGUAGGACAUGUUGGCUGUUAUUUCUGUGGCUAUUUUGUUACACAUAUCCGCUUCAUGGAUAGUCCUACAUACAGUAUGUAGUAUAUGGCCACACGGGUGCUGGUUCCUGUUAUACUUACAACGUCAUGUUACAACGUCAAGUUAGUGCCCUCUGUGAGAUUGUACUGUGGGUUUGGCUCCAGGUCCUGUAACGUGCCCCCAACCAUGCAAACGUGCCCCUUACCGCCUGUCUUCUGUACAGGGCUAACUAUGUACAGCACCUCUGUAGUCUCUUCACACAUACAGAUCCAGGAAUAGUCGACUCCCAGCUAGAUAACCAAGUCCACAAGAUGGAUGCCAUAUUUUUAUGUUUUGUACAUUGUACUUGUAUUUAUAUAUGACUCACGUGAGACUAAAACAUCUGACUAUAGUAAUUGGAAAGAAAGAUGUUUCGUUUUUUUCCUUUUUAUUUGCUAAUUUAUGCAUCAGUACAUUCAGUGUUUUUAUGUCGACUGUACUUUUGGUUCAUGUAACAUUAACGUUCUGUGUUGUGAAUUGGCUGGUAGGUAUAUUUUGGUGCAUCAGGUGAGGUAUGCAGAAAUUCUUUCACGGCUUUACACAUGGUAAAAUAAAAUAAAAUAAGAUAAAAGGUUAGAUGUCAUAGAUAGGAUGCGUAACAUUAUGACAUGGCGCGGGUGAUCUUUGUCGAAACCUCUUUGUCUCAGCUUUGAGCGAAGUUCGGAAAAAAAUGUAACAAAUUCCCUGCUGAGGGUUAUCUUUAAAAUGUCUGUUUUACUCAACUAAAGGAACGAAUGACUGAAACCAGCAGGUUCAAAUAACUUUGUAGACCUUCGAAUGGUCACUAUGGCAAAGUUUUACAAUGGUAUUAACAUUUCAGAAUUGUUACACUUGAGUAGACAUAGUACAAAACUUCAGCAUCUGAAGAAAAUGCAAUACUUCAAGUUGACAUAGUUUUUUUCAGGCAGCUGAGGCAAACGGGUUUCUAGAGAGCCCUUGUCAACACAGUCACAUUGCCCUUUCUGUUGCAAAAUACACAGUGGACAAUUCCAA